GCCAGCUAUAGACGAAUUCGGCUCUCAUGUAUACAGUGCGGCUGUGGGCGUGGUCUGACUGUCCACACCAUGAGAAUGUCAGCACCAACAAUCACCAUAGACAUGCCCAAAGACAAGACUGUCACACGCCUGUUGUUGUACUGUCAAGCUUAUCUGAGAGUAUCACGAGUGACGACAGCCUGACGGGCAGGGAGGAGGGAGAGCUUUAGAACAUCAGCUGUGCCUGUCCGCCUGUCUGUCUGUCUGUCUGUCUGUCUCUGUCUGUGUGUCCUGUGGUCUGUUCGGAUGGACGGACGCCUGUGUACACAAACACGGAGAGUAAGGAAAAUUUGUUCUAAGCACUCUCGCUGACAUACAGAGUACUCACGUCAGCGUCAGUCACCGGACACACAAACACACACAUGGACACCCAUGCAGCCAUUGGCCCUGCCCUAACUCAUUAAAGGCACCAACCAUACCAGGCGCCAGCCGGCACCCCUCAUCCCAACACUCUCCCCUAUCGAUGACGGCACUUUCGAGACCGAAUGGCCACAGCAGACGGCGAGCGGCACCAACCGACACAGAGUAGCGGUCGGCGAGCGGAUGAGGCCGAUCGGCAGCAGAUGGCUCGGUCGUGUACAGCUCGACGAGGCCAUCUCCCACCCGCAGAUGGGCAGCGACGGUCUCGUUGAGUCGGAAUCCGAUCAGAAUGACAUCACGAUGGUCUUCUAUAUUGCCCCGAUCGUAGCGGUAGUCGACAGCGAUGCCCUGAUCCUCUGGGAUGUUGUCUGUUCUCAGCAGACGGCCGUAGCGAGCGUCGCCACGGCCGAUGUCGGCCCACAGCACCAUCUUCUGCUCCACUCCCUCUCCAUCCGACCACCAUAAGAGCACCCUGUCCAGCAGGAAGGCCGAGAAGGAGCGAUUGAGCCAUUCGCCCUGUCGGAUGGCGGGGUCGGCCCGCUUAUAUCCCUCAGCGUAGGGAUGGCCGCCCGUCCCCCCAUUCAUCGCACCUACUUCAAAU
Molecule: messenger RNA, 1000 nt
Organism: Vitrella brassicaformis
Lineage: Eukaryota; Vitrellaceae
Source: the annotation of a GenBank genome assembly